Messenger RNA from Aspergillus steynii IBT 23096, 444 nucleotides. Its product is annotated as ankyrin repeat domain-containing protein. Gene Ontology annotation, biological process: regulation of gene expression. Lineage: Eukaryota; Fungi; Ascomycota; Eurotiomycetes; Eurotiales; Aspergillaceae. The record is from RefSeq and is a predicted model, not a curated record. Gene Ontology annotation, molecular function: protein binding. Gene Ontology annotation, cellular component: nucleus. The coding region runs from base 1 to 444 and encodes 147 amino acids. The transcript has 9 exons.
AUGCAUCACAUAAAGGCUAUCUUGAGGUGGUCAGACUACUUCUUAACUAUCUUGAGCUAUCUUGAGGUGGUCAGACUGCUUCUUAACCAUCUUGAGGUGGUCAAGCUCCUUCUUGAAAACAGGGCCGACAUCACCAUCCCAAACAAAGAUGGCCGCACGCCAUUAAAUUCAGCUUCACAAAACAGUCAUCUCAGGACGGUUCAGCUACUCCUCCAAUCCUCAAGUAAGGUGACGCCUACUACUGUUGCAAAUCUUGCCAUAAUUUCGAUAUAUGCUUGGAGUGUCACGGAUUCGAUGUUCAAUACUCCGAUGCCUCUCACCAAUGGAUCCUCCAUCAUUCCGACUCCUUAUAAACCUUUCGAGAAUAUUAUGAUAGGAGGGAGUCACAAAGUGCUUUUGAGCAGGUGCUGCAGUAAGGGUGUCAAGGCAGAAACACCUCCAUAA